Messenger RNA from Caenorhabditis angaria, 3021 nucleotides. The record is from the annotation of a GenBank genome assembly. Lineage: Eukaryota; Metazoa; Nematoda; Chromadorea; Rhabditida; Rhabditidae.
AUGAAUGAUUCAGAAUCGAUACAUUUUCGAAAUGCAGUUUACAGCACAUUUACAGCACACAGUGAGUUUACUUUACAUUUUUUAAAAAUAGAUCUCGAUUUCAAAUUUCAGAUGUAUCAUUUUCUGGUUCUAUUGACAAAAAUAAUUUGAGUGCAACAUUUCAAGUUCUUUUCCCCUACGAUCAAUAUUCACCAAAGUUCCAUGCAGAUUUGCGAGAAAUUGGGAAUAAAUCGAAAAAUUUGGACGAGUUGGCUGGUGUUUGUUGGCGUGCCAAAUCUCUCAUUCAAAAUUCCUAUGAUUUCCUCAAAAGUUCACAAAAUUAUCGACAAUUCGAUGAAGAAAAACAGAUUAUUUUGAGAAUUAUGAGUGAAGCAAAUAUCGAAGAUCGAAAAGAUUGGCAUUUAUUCACUGAAGAAGUUUUGAAAACAAUUGAAAAUAUUUUGGAAAAUGAGGGAGAAACACAAGAAAUCAGAAAGAAAUUGAACGAAUUUGCGAAAAAAUGGAAUACGAAUAAUGGAAAUGGAAACUAUUCUACAAUUUCUGUGAAAAUCUUUGAAAAAUUAUUGAAAGAUUUAGAAAUCGACAAUUCCAAUAUUCUUCUUGUUCCUGAUAUUCAAUUUCUGAUUUAUCAAAAAGUUAAUCCAUUGAGGUUUGAAUAUUCAACAAUUUUCACCAAAUCUCCUCAACAUCAACAAUGUUAUCAUCAAUUUCAAGCACAAUUCUUGAUAUUUCAAUUCGGUGCUUUUGAUAUUUUCUGGAAUUCGACAAAUGAGCAAAAAAAGAAAGAGUGGAAGAAGAAAAUUAUUGAAGAGAUGAAAAAUAUCAAAAAAGGAUAUACUUUGGCUGAAAUUGUUGAGAAAAGUGUGGAAAAUGUGAAAUAUUCAGAACUCGCGCAGAAAACUCCAUUGUCUCAUUUUCACUCGAAAGCUUUUGAUGCGAAAUUGACGAAAGAUGAAUUUUUGAAAUAUAUUCAGUAUGGAAAAGCGAGAAAAAAUAUUGGAAGAUAUUUGAAAAAUGGAGAAGAAAUGGAAGUUUGGAAAGCAAGAAUGUUUAUCAUUUUGGAUUGGAUUGAAACAUUUUUUGAAGAUCAAAAUGAGCAAGAAGUUGGUUUCUUUUUUUUUUUGAAAGACACAAGAGCCACUGGAAAAACAGCUUUUCACAGAGAGAAAAAAUCGACAAAAAAAUGAAAAAUAUAUUUUUCAUUUUUUUUUCACUUUCGCCAGUUUCCAGGUGACCUUGUGUUUUUUAAGAAACAAUUUUUUAUUCAAAAUAUUUCAUUUUUCAGCUGAAAUCGAAUAUUUUGAAAGGAUGCACUUUUGAAUUGCCAACUAAUGAAUUGAAAACAAUGGAAGAUUUCGAAAAUUGGAGAAAAUCGGAUGAUUUGGUAUUCAAUAAAUAUGUCAAUUUUUCAAAAAUGCAAAUAUUUAUUGAAAAUGUUGCGAAUGAAAUCAAAGGUUUGAAUGAAACACUCGAAGCUCAUUAUUUAUUUGACAAUGAUGAUAAAAUUGGAAUUUCGAAGAAAAAUGAUCGAAAAGAGAAAACUAUUAGGAAAAUGGCUGAUCUCAUUCCGUAAGUAUUGAUUUUUUUUUCCUGAAAAAAUAAUAAAAUAAUAGUUUAGAGAAGUUCUCGCUGGUUUUCCGGAUGGCGAAUUUAUCGAAAUUGAGAAAUUUAGAGAAUUACUUCGAGAUGAAAUUGUUCAAUUAUCUGAAAUGAAAAAUGAUGCGAAUGUAAAUGAAAUAGUGACUGGAAUGAAUUGUUAUAAUGUAUUUUCGAAAAUUCUUUAUGAAUAUUGUGAUAUUGCAAAUGUUGAAGAUCAAGGAUAUUUUCGAAAGAAAAAACGGAAUAUUAUUGAAAAUAAUGGAAAACAAGAUGAAGAGCAAGUGAAAGUUAUUAAGAAAAUUGUGAAUGAAAUUAGAAAUGUUGAAAGUUGCGUUAAAUGUGGAGAAACUUGUGAAGAGAAAUGUGGAAUUUUGAAGAAAAUCGAGGAAUUUGAGAUGGAAAAUAUAAACAGAACGAAGAUUUUAGAAGAAAAUGAGGGGAAAAUUGUGAAAUUGAAGAAUGAAAAUAUUCAAAAUAAGAUGAAAUAUCGAGAAGAAAUUCAAAAAUAUAAGGAGAAUUUGGAGAAAAAUGAAGGAAAAAUUGAAAAUAUUCAAGAGGAAAUGAAAAAAUAUCGAGAAGAUUUGAAAAAUGAAAGAGAUUCUUUAUAUUUGGAUUUGGAACAGAAAACGAAAAUGUAAGAGUUUUUCUGAAAUUAAGUCAUAAAUUGAGAUUUUCCAGCGCUGAUGAAAAUGUGAAGAAAAUUGAGAUUGAAUUGGAAGUUUCGAAAAAUGCUGAAAUAUCAAAGGAAAAAAAUGAUUGAAAAAUUGAAGAAAGAAAAUGAAGAAUUGGAAUUUGAACUAGAAAAUGCUUCGAAAAAAUUUGCUGAAAUUCGCCAAAACGUUGGAGAAAAUCGAAAAUUCCAAGAAGAGAAAGAAGAACUAUUUAUUGAUUCAGAAUUCCAAGAAGAUUUUGGAAUUCUAGAAAUCCUAAAACUCACUGAUUUCCUCGAUAAGAUCUGCGAAACUUGCGUAGAAAAAUCGGAAUUUAUCAGUUUUCGAAGAAAAUUUAAUAUUUAUUUGCGAAUUUUGGAAGAUUUUGAUGGAAAUUUCGACAGAAUUCCAGAUUUUCCAGCAUGUUUUUCGGGAGAAUUCAUGCAAAAAUAUGAGGAAUUUUUGAAGAAAAAUAUCGAAAAUGAGGAAUUAUUUUAUGAAGAUUUCGAAUUUGAAAAUGAAAAAGAAGAGGGAAAUGAUUAUACUUGCCUGAUUUGCUCUGAUUUAUUGAUUGAAGAAAUUGAAAAAUGCACAAAGUGCAAAAAAUGUGAAAGAAAAUAUCAUUCAGAGGUCAGUUUUUCUUUAUUUUUCAAAAUAUUUUGUGAAAACUAUUUUUCAGUGUGCAUCAAAAUGGCUUUGCUUAAAUUCAGUUUGCCCAAAUUGUCGUAAUUUCUUACCAGAUCCUUGUCAAUAUCCAUUGUUAAAUUGUUAA